Molecule: messenger RNA, 1287 nt
Organism: Lolium perenne
Lineage: Eukaryota; Viridiplantae; Streptophyta; Magnoliopsida; Poales; Poaceae
Product: receptor-like protein EIX2
Molecular function (GO): protein binding
Source: RefSeq, a predicted model, not a curated record
ACGUACACGACACGGCACCCAUAUUUUCUUCUUUCACGGUUCGUCACUCGUUAGAAGACUACUCUCGCCAUGUUCUCGUUUGGAGUCCGCUCUAUGCAAACAAGCCUAGCUAACCACAACGCCAUGGCUGCAGCGAGCUUUCUCUUCCUCUUGGUAAUCAUUCUACCUACAACCUCUUCCGUCGACAGCGCGAGCGAAACGUCCAAUGGGAGCUGCAUCCCAGUGGAUAGAGGCGCGCUGCUCUCUUUCAAGGCUGGCAUCACCAGCGACCCAGAUGAUAGCCUCAUCUCAUGGCGGGAAGGACACGAUUGUUGCCGUUGGAGCGGCGUCACCUGCAGCAGAAGGACAGGCCACAUCGUCAAGCUGGACGUCCGCAACCGUUAUCCAGCAGAGUAUGAUAUGUAUGGUUACGUGGACUCGGACUCCUACAGCCACUCGCUGCGUGGACAGGUAUCUUCGUCGUUGCUUUCUCUCCGGCAUAGUCUCAGGCAUCUAGACCUGAGCGGAAAUUAUCUUCUAGGAGAUGCAAUGGCGAUGCCGGGGUUUCUGGGCUCUCUCCAGAGCUUGACAUAUCUCAACCUCUCCAACAUGGGUUUUCAUGGUAGCAUACCUCCUCAGCUAGGCAACCUCUCCAAAUUGGUACACCUUGACAUAGGCAAUGAGUACGACCACACUACCAUGUACUCAAAGGAUAUAUAUUGGUUGCGGCGUCUCCACUCGCUAGAGCAUCUUAACAUGGCCACAAUUAACCUCAGCAGAGUCGUUGACUUGGUCCAUACAGUCAACGCUCUUCCCAAUUUGGCUCUAUUGGUUCUCCCAUCAUGUGGCCUUAAUAUGAGUAAUGCUCCAUCCUCACUUCCACACAACAACCUUACAGUUCUUGAGGAUCUUGACCUCUCUGGUAACCCUUUCAACAAUCUAGCUGCACCCAACUGGUUCUGGGAUGUAACUAGCCUCAAGAGCCUAAAAUUACAUGGUUGUGGAUUAUCAGGCACGUUUCCGAACGAGUUGGGAAACUUGACCAUGUUAGGGACCUUUGACAUUUCAUAUAACAGCAUCAAGGGAAUGAUACCGAGGACACUGCAAAAGUUGUGUAAUUUGAGAUCUCUACGUCUUGACGGCAAUAAUAUCGGUGGGGACAUAACAGAGGUGGUACAUAGAAUACCCAGCUGUUCCUUGAAGAAUUUGCAACAAUUGAGUUUGAGGAUUACCAGCAUCACUGGCACGACAUUACAAUAUCUGUCGAACCUAACUAGCUUUUUUUUUUUGCGACCAAAACCUAACUAG